AUGUCGGUAUACCAACAGUUCAUCGAGGACAAAGUCAAGCAGGGCGUCGCCCCAGGCUUCGUCGGCACCGUCUUUGACCGAAAUGGGGUAGUCUGGUCCGGUGCUGCGGGCCACCACACAGUGCCGGGGAGCGAGGCAGCGCCCGAGGGAAAGAAGAUGAGCACCGAGACGGUGCACUGGAUGGCCUCUGCCUCCAAGAUCUCCAUCUCGAUCAUCGUCUUGGCUCUGCUCGACAAGGGCCUGGUGUCUGGCUGGUCGCUCGACGAUCUCGACAACCACGAGAAGCUGAUCAAGGUCCUGCCCGAAUUCAAGGUGGGAAGCGGAAGUCUGGUCAGCAAGAUCAUCGAGGGAUACGGACCGGUGGGCGCCGACGGCAAGCGCGAGAUGAAGCUGCGCGACGCAAAGAGUGAGGUCACGCUCCGACAUCUCCUCACCCACAGUGCCGGCAUGGCCUACUACACUUGGGGGGCGUUUAUGCUGAUCGUCUUCGCUCCUUGCAUGACGACUAAGUGGAACCACCCGCACAUGGUCGAGUACUAUCAGCCCUCGGAAGGCGAAGCACAUGGCAUCCUCGCCUUUGUGUCCGGCCGCAUCGCAGACUUUGAAGUGCCGAGGGUGCGCGAGGCGGGUGAAGAGCACUGCUACCAGCCAGUCACCGACUGGCUUGGUCAGUUCGCGACGCGAGCAUCGGGCAAGAACCUGCCCACGCUCUUCCGUGAGCUCAUCCUCACGCCAUUGGGCCUCACCGAGAGUGAAAUGGCCAUCCAGAACAGCAAGAUCAUCAAAGCUGGCAAGGACAUUUCUGGUUUCCACGUCAGGGGGCCAGGUGGCGACCAGGGACCAGACUUCAUCAACAUCCCCUUGCCUGUCUACCAGUGCGCCACCGACGAUCCCCCCGAGGGUCAGGCUCACUUUGCCAGUGCGGCCAUCUACACCACCGUCCCCACCUAUUCGAAUUUCCUCCGUGCCUGUCUCAACCACGACAGCAAAUUGCUUAGUGAAAAGGCGUGGAAGCUCGGCGAGGAAGACCCGUGGAACGGAAAGGUCGCGAUGCCGUACCCCUACUACAAGACGGGCCGUCCCGACUUGACUUACGACAUCGAUGAGUUUGCGCCUUCGACGGCGACGGGCAAAGGAUACUGUGUCAGCCUCUUGCAGCAGAACCUCGCUACGGCGCCCACAAAGUCGGGAAGACCCGCUGGCUCGUACGCUUGGGCGGGACUUGGCAACAGCUACUACUUUGUUGACCCUAUCACGGGAAUCGGCUCACUCAUCUCGACACAAGUCCUGCCAUUUGCCGACCCCAAGCUGAUGCAGCUCAAGGACGAGUGGGAGCAGCUCGUCUACCAGCAGCAGGCCAAGAAGUAA
Messenger RNA from Acaromyces ingoldii, 1368 nucleotides. RefSeq names its product beta-lactamase/transpeptidase-like protein. The transcript has 6 exons. NCBI's taxonomy places the organism in Eukaryota, Fungi, Basidiomycota, Exobasidiomycetes, Exobasidiales, Cryptobasidiaceae. Bases 1 to 1368 code for a protein of 455 amino acids. The record is from RefSeq and is a predicted model, not a curated record.